This is a messenger RNA of Mytilinidion resinicola, 1587 nucleotides long. Its product is annotated as FAD/NAD(P)-binding domain-containing protein. Gene Ontology annotation, molecular function: N,N-dimethylaniline monooxygenase activity; flavin adenine dinucleotide binding; NADP binding. The transcript is spliced from 6 exons. Lineage: Eukaryota; Fungi; Ascomycota; Dothideomycetes; Mytilinidiales; Mytilinidiaceae. Bases 1 to 1587 code for a protein of 528 amino acids. The record is from RefSeq and is a predicted model, not a curated record.
AUGGCUCCUAAGAAUCCCAAGCAGGACCGCACGUUCUGUCUCAUCGUGGGCGCCGGCAUGACCGGCGUCUCGAUGGCAGCACAUCUGCUCAAGAAGGGCGUAUUGAAGCAUGGGGAAUUUCGUCUUGUCGAUCAGCAGUCGGAUUAUGGUGGAGUCUGGGAAGCAAACAAGUAUCCCGGUGCUGCUUGCGAUAUUCCUAGCCAUGGAUAUGUUAUGCGAUUCUUCCUCAAGCCCGAUUGGUCAAAGAAAUAUGCGCCUCGCCAUGAAAUCCAGCAGUACUACGCCGAAAUCGCCCAUUAUUACCACCUCGAGCAGAGCACUAUCUUCAACACCAAAGUCAUCGAGGCGCGGUGGAAUGAAGACACUCUUCUCUGGAGCGUCUUGACGCAGCACAUUCCAACCGGCCAGCAAACGCUCUGGACAACAAAUGUCGUGAUCCACGCAGGCGGCCAGUUCUCACGCCCAAAAUGGGCCGAUAUCCCUGGGCGAGAAACUUUCAAGGGAACAGAAUGGCAUACCGCGCAGUGGCGGGAUGACUUCGACCUCACUGGGAAACGUGUUGCGAUCAUUGGCACCGGACCUAGCACCGGACAAGUGGCACCGGCCAUCGUGGACAAAGUCAAGAACCUAUAUAUCUACCAGCGAAGUGCUACCUAUGUGGUGCCACGCGGGGACGGUCCUAUCCCAACCUGGAAGAAGCGGUUAUUCAAGUGGUUCGCGCCUGUACUUUGGCUUUACCAUGUGUGGUGGUACUCUAGUUUCGAGAGGAGCAAGCCCAUGUGGCUCGUCGGAACUAAGGAGCAUGCUGCUGCUCAAGCCUACGCCAUUCAACAUCUAGAGUCCACUGUUAAAGAUCCCGUCACACGAGAGAAACUGAGGCCGCGAAACCAGUUUGGAUGCAAGCGUUUGCUCGUUCUCGAUGACUGGUACCCGCUGUUUAAUAACCCCAAGGUAGAACUGAUCACAGACAAGCCGAUACGGAUAACGGAGAAAGGCAUUGUUUCAAAGCCGCCGGACCAGCUCCCGAAGGAGCGGGAGAUCGACGUCUUGCUCUGGGGAACUGGUUUCGAAAUGGCAGACCAAGGCGGCCACUUCCAAGUCUAUGGCAUCAACGGCGCCAAUCUUGCGAAGACCUGGGGUGAUUCCCCCAAGGCCUACUACAGCGUUGGCGUCGCCAACUUCCCCAACAUGUGCCUCAUGCUCGGGCCCAACGCCGCAAACUUCUGGUCCAACCUCACCACCAUCAUUGAAGUGCAGUGCAACUACAACGCCAAGCUGAUCAAGCAUAUCAAGCAGAAGAACCAGAUUAGUCCGUAUGCACUGACGGUGGAUCCGAAAGUGCAGGAGUGGUACAAUGAAUGGAUCAAGAGUAAGAUGAAGGGGAUCGCGAUUCUAUCGGCGAAUUGCUCGAAUUACUAUACUAACAGCAAGGGCGAGGCUACUUACUGGAACCCCUUCCACGGUUACACGUACGCGUGGCAGAUGAAGUGGCCGAAAUACAACGACUACCUCAAGUUCACCAAACCAAAGCCAGCUCUUACGAAUGGGUACGCGAAGGGAGCGACUUCGACUGUAUCGGCGGUGUAG